Molecule: messenger RNA, 3325 nt
Organism: Brienomyrus brachyistius
Lineage: Eukaryota; Metazoa; Chordata; Actinopteri; Osteoglossiformes; Mormyridae
Gene: itpk1a
Product: inositol-tetrakisphosphate 1-kinase a
Exons: 11
Coding region: 416-1636 (406 amino acids)
Biological process (GO): inositol trisphosphate metabolic process
Cellular component (GO): cytoplasm
Molecular function (GO): magnesium ion binding; inositol-3,4,5,6-tetrakisphosphate 1-kinase activity; ATP binding
Source: RefSeq, a predicted model, not a curated record
GAGAAAGACGAGAGCGGGCGAAAGAGAGAGAGAGAGAGGCAGAAAGAGAAGGCAUUUGGCUCACGGCGCAGUGUAUGCCAUGGCUGCGGAGGGGGUAUGAUGCCAUGCCCGGCGCCACUGAAUCCAGCCUGACUUCGGAGGGUGUGUCCGCCAAGCCAGGGCUCAUCUGAACUGAAGACUUUAAAACCUACAAAGACACAGAGAGCGCAGGAUCGCCGGGCGGCUGCGGGGAGUAUCGGGGAGGCUAGUGGAUCGGCUCUCGGAGAAUGGUCCGCUAGCGGGCUGCAAAGGCGGCGCAAGGGGCGAGGGAAGCGGAGAGCCAGGGAGAAAUGCGUUAACGGGUUGGCGGACUUAGGCGGUUUCCUGUUUUCGGCGACAGCCAGCCCGGCGGAUCCUUGGUGCCGAAGCGGCGGCGAUGCAGACCUUCCUGAGAGGCAAGCGGGUGGGCUACUGGCUCAGCGAGAAGAAGAUGAAGAAGCUCAAUUUCCAGGCCUUCGCCGAUCUGUGCAGGAAAAGAGGCAUUGAAGUGGUCCAGCUCGACCUCAGCCAGCCCCUGGAGGACCAGGGCCCUCUGGACGUCAUCAUCCACAAGCUGACCGACCUCAUCCUGGAGGCCGACCAGAACGACACACAGUCUCUGCUACUGGUGCAGCGUGUGCAGGAUUACAUCGAGGCCCACCCCGAGACCAUUGUGCUGGACCCGCUGCCUGCCAUUCGGACCCUGCUGGACCGCUGCAAAUCCUACCAGCUUAUCCACAAGAUUGAGGCUUGCAUGCAAGAUGACCGGAUUUGCUCCCCCCCCUUCUUGGUCCUCAACAGCGAGUGCGGCCCUGACACCCUGGAGCAGAUAAGGGAGCACAAGCUUACGUUCCCUUUCAUUUGCAAAACGCGAGUGGCACAUGGUACCAACUCCCAUGAGAUGGCCAUCAUCUUCAGUGAGGAGGAUCUGAAAAACGUCACUCCUCCUUGCGUGAUCCAGAGCUUCAUCAACCACAAUGCCAUGCUCUACAAGGUCUUUGUGGUGGGAGAGUCCUACACCGUGGUGGAGAGACCAUCGCUGAGGAACUUCCCUUCAGGGGCUGCUGACAGACAAGCUAUUUUCUUCAACAGCCACAAUGUUUCCAAGCCGGAGUCAUCUUCUGAUCUGACUUCAAGAGAAAAUGUGGAGGGUGUGUCCCUGCCUCCCAAUGAUGAUGUCAUCAGGGAGCUGUCCCGGUCCCUGCGAGAAGCACUGGGUGUGUCCCUCUUCGGCAUUGAUGUCAUCAUAAACAAUCAGACAGGCCAGCAUGCUGUCAUUGACAUCAAUGCCUUUCCAGGUUAUGAGGGCGUGCCAGAGUUCUUCACUGACCUGCUGAACCACAUCAUAAACGUCCUGCAGGCCCAGGCAUCGGAGAGCGCCCCCGCCGGGCCGCAGAAUGGCAGCGCGGCGGGACAGACCCCGGCCGGCGGAGAGCGCGGCUGCGCGAGUCCGUCCGGCUGCUGCGGCAUGCUGGGAAAAGACGGCAGCCCUUGGAUCGUGGAAGCGGACGGGGGCAAGAAAGGCCCCCACCAGAGACUGGGUUGCAACUCUGCUGUCUCUCCCAACUUCCAGCAGCACUGUGUGUCUACAAUAGCCACCAAGGCCUCGUCCCAGUGACCCUCUGCCUCAGUCACUCGCACCCCACCCCCCUCCUAAACACGACAACGUUGAUUAUAAUGAUUAUGAUAAUUUGUCUGUAAUCAAACUCUCCUUUGGUGGUCUUGGUGACAAUGGAAGUGACACCUAUUUGUUUCUCUGUCUGUUUUCUUUCUCCACUGUUAACAUUGCGUACUGUACAGACACUUGGGUGUCACUGAUGCUCCUGGUCUAGCUUUGCUUUGAUUUCCUCCAAAUGCCAUCCCAGCAUUGCCACCAGUGUAGGGCUCAAGACUGGGCGUGGGCUGAAGCUGGGUCCUGGGUCAGUCCGCUGUCUGCUCAGAAUGUCUCCAUCCCGUGUGCAGAAUUCCGCCGUCAGCUGUGUGAGCUUCUGUUCAUUCAUACAUGUGUGUGUUUCUUUUCUUACUAAUUAAUGGAAGGGGUGGGGGAAUUUUUAAACCAAAACAAGAUUUCCAUACCUAUCAUUAAAGAACAGCACCCACAGAAUAUGGUGAAGGAGCCCUCAUUUUUAAACAGCCCCCCUUUUUAUCCUGAGAUGGCUGUUCACAAAAUGUGAUGUGUGACCCCCCCCCCCCCAUUUGUCCCUUUCUCUUGACAUCACUGUGGCAAUGUGCUAGUGUGGCUUGGUUGCUAUGGUGGUGGUUGAGGUUCAGCUGGAGGCGACGACCUUAAACUUUCCCCCAGUACUCAGACGCAGGGCAUUCAGCAGACCUCAUGCAUUCCACAUCUUCCUCAACUUCUUGACAUAGUUUAGUGUUUUUAUUGCUUAAAAAAAUACCUAUUUUUCAAAUGUGAUGUUUAUAGCCAUAGCAAAAAUUUUCUUCCUCAAAAAAGGGCUCCUACUAAUUAUUUUUAUUUAUUUUUUUGAUGUGAACUACCUUAAAAAAUCCUGGAGAUUCACAAAUUUGGACGGUUAAGUGGGAUUUUCACUGUCCUGUCCGGUGUUCUCUGUCAGCAUCUGUUCCCCAGCCCUGGACCCUGCAUGUCUCCAUUCUCCUAGGUUUCCCAGCAAAAUAAUGGCCCCCUAGGGCGUGCCGUGUCAAUCUGUUGAUGUGGUUGUGAUGUCAAACGUGAGAGGUCGUGGAAGUUUUCAACUCUCGUUUUAUCUUCCAGCUGUUCACUGUGAGAUUUACUUUAUUUCCCUCCUGUCCAUUUCCUCAAUAUUCUUAAAAAAACACACAAAUUAUUUUAUUGAGAUUGACUUAUAUUUAUAUAAAUAGGGGUAGAAUUAAUAAGUGAGCAGAAGAAGAACAAACCAUUUUGAAAAGCGGCUCUAGUGGUGAGUGGUUUCCUCCAGUGUGUUUCUAGAGUGCCACUGGGCUUGUGUGGGUGUGGCUUAAUGGCUUAUCCAAUGGAUGAGAGCUGAGGAAGAGAGGCGUGGCACUUUGAUAGUGCUGUUAUUUCCUGCAUGGUUGUCCUCUUCAGUGUGCUCCGAGUGGGAGGUAGUGUCAGCAUUGAUAACUGCUCUAACCUGACCUGUCUGCUUCCACCUGAAUGUUUACUUUGAAAUGUUAUAUAUCUAUAUAUAAUAUAUAUGUAUGUAUACAUUAUAUACACAUAUAUGAAUACAUACAUGCCUAAAUGGUGUUUUUGUAACAGUUCAAAAGGAAAAAGAAAUUUUUGUGACUUUUUUUAAUUAAAUGAACCAUCUGGGUAAAAAAUUGAAAUAAAUACAAAAAUAUGAUGUUA